This is a messenger RNA of Tarenaya hassleriana, 2383 nucleotides long. Its product is annotated as vacuolar-sorting receptor 7. The coding region runs from base 195 to 2099 and encodes 634 amino acids. NCBI's taxonomy places the organism in Eukaryota, Viridiplantae, Streptophyta, Magnoliopsida, Brassicales, Cleomaceae. Gene Ontology annotation, molecular function: calcium ion binding. The transcript has 12 exons. The record is from RefSeq and is a predicted model, not a curated record.
AAAAAACAGAAACUUCGGUCUAACAUAUAAACCAUAGGCAAGAGACAAAACUUCCACGGUCCUCAAACCCCAAAACCUACGUAAAGGACUUGACUUACCUGUUUUCAUCCUUCAUUUUCCCGGGAAACAAUCAGAAAACCCAGAGAUCACCCAGAACCCAUCAGUUUGAAUCCACUUUGGUGGCGUCUCCGGCGAUGGGUUUGGUCAACGAAAGGAGUUUGAGCGCCGUGCUCGCGGCGUUGACCGUCGUCUUCGUCGCCAUGGAUAGCCUCGGACACUGCAACGCGAGGUUUGUAGUCGAGAAAGGAAGUGUGAGCGUUUUGAAUCCGGAGGAGAUGAGGUCGAAGUACGACGGAUCGAUCGCGAAUUUCGGGUUGCCCGAUUACGGCGGGUUCUUGAUCGGGUCGGUGGUUUACCCGGAAUCCGGAACCGCUGGCUGCUCUGAGUUUCAUAAAACCUUCAAGGCGAAGUUUCCUCGUCCCACCAUUCUUCUCCUCGAUCGCGGAGAAUGCUACUUUGCCUUAAAGGCGUGGAACGCUCAGCUAGCGGGAGCUGCAGCUGUACUCGUCGCCGAUAACGUGGACGAGCCAUUGUUAACGAUGGAUUCUCCCGAGGAGAGCAACGUAGCCGACGAGUUCAUCGAGAGGAUCACGAUCCCGUCGGUUCUGAUCCAACAAUCCUUUGGAGAGAGCAUAAAACAAGGACUAAGACGAGGUAAAGAUGUAGUCUUGAAACUGGACUGGAGAGAAUCAGUGCCUCACCCUGACCAGAGAGUGGAAUACGAGCUCUGGACCAACAGCAACGACGAGUGUGGGGCCCGCUGCGACGAGCAGAUGACCUUUGUCAAGAAUUUCAAGGGUCACGCUCAGAUUCUCGAGAAGGGUGGCUACACGCUUUUCACGCCGCAUUACAUCACGUGGUUUUGCCCUCUGCCGUUUAUAAACAGCGCCCAGUGCAAGUCUCAGUGCAUAAACAACGGUAGGUACUGCGCUCCGGAUCCCGAGCAGGUUUUCGGGGAAGGGUAUGAAGGGAAAGACGUGGUUUUCGAGAAUCUGAGGCAGCUUUGUGUUCAUAGAGUGGCGAACGAGAGUAACCGGUCGUGGGUUUGGUGGGAUUAUGUCACUGAUUUCCAUAUCAGAUGUUCCAUGAAGGAGAAGAAAUAUAGCAAAGAUUGUGCUGAAAAUGUCAUGAAAUCUCUCAAUUUACCUAUUGACAAGAUCAAGAGAUGCAUUGGUGAUCCUGAAGCUGACACUGAGAACCAAGUUCUGAAAGCCGAGCAGGAACUUCAGGUUGGCCGAGGAGACCGUGGCGAUGUUACGAUAUUGCCAACGUUAGUCAUCAACGAUGCUCAAUAUCGAGGGAGGCUGGGGAGCACUGCUGUUCUAAAGGCAAUAUGCGCAGGAUUCAAUGAAACAUCAGAACCUGCUAUCUGUUUAAGCACAGAUUUGGAGACAAAUGAGUGUCUGGAGAACAAUGGUGGUUGUUGGCUUGAUGUUAAAUCUAACAUAACAGCUUGCAAGGACACGUUCAGAGGAAGAGUUUGCGAGUGCCCGGUCGUGAAAGGUGUGCAAUAUAAAGGCGACGGGUAUGAUUCAUGCUCGCCUUAUGGGCCAGCGAGGUGUACUAUAAACAACGGAGGUUGCUGGUCGGACACAAGGAACGGCUUGACUUUCUCUGCUUGCUCAGAGACUGACUCAACGGGCUGCAAAUGUCCCCAAGGGUUCCGAGGAGAUGGUCAUACAUGUGAAGACAUAAACGAAUGCAAGGAGCGUUCGGCUUGUCAGUGUAGUGGCUGCAAAUGCAAGAACAAAUGGGGCGGAUACGACUGCAAGUGCUCCGGGAACCGUCUCUACAUACACGAACAAGACACUUGUAUCGAGAGAGACGGGUCCAAAACAGCAUGGUGGUUAACACUACUGGUCCUGGCCAUCGUCACAGCAAUCGGUUUAGCCGGUUAUCUAUUCUACAAAUACCGGUUCAGGACAUACAUGGAUUCAGAGAUCAUGGCGAUCAUGUCGCAGUAUAUGCCGCUCGAUAGCCAACGUGCCCGAGAAGUUCAUACAGAGGCUGAACCCUUCCGACUGAACCCUUCAGUCUAACGUAUUAUACGUGCCGGUGCGAACGUGUCGGAUUCUGUGGGUCCCAUUUCUUGCACGACAGAAGAAGUUCUCGAUACGUUAAGAUACGGAUGUUGUCGUCAUUUGGUGUACAUAUGGUUCACUGUUUCGUGAAAGCUUUGUGUAGAGAUAAUAAGUACAUGUGAGGGGUUGUCUUUGGUUGGGGGUUAUACACAGUUUAGGCUUUGUAACUACAGAGUCAACGGCUUUGCUUCAACAAAAAAUAAUUUAAACAGUAAAAAGAAAAACAGAGCAGCUUCUUUCUU